Anopheles nili is the source of this 1371-nucleotide messenger RNA. RefSeq lists its product as uncharacterized. Lineage: Eukaryota; Metazoa; Arthropoda; Insecta; Diptera; Culicidae. The record is from RefSeq and is a predicted model, not a curated record. The coding region runs from base 1 to 1371 and encodes 456 amino acids. The transcript has 2 exons.
AUGUGGAGCGACCGUGCCGUCAAACUGGUGUCGUCCCUGCUGCCGUUGCUGUUCGUCGUAGCCGUCCUCGCCGGUAAAGAUCCCGCCAAACCGGUCGAUGGUGUGGCCAUCGCUAGUACCCCGUCCAAGUCUCAACCGGCGGUCCCAGCGGUACCGAAGAAGGCACCCCAUGGUAAACGUGAGGUGGGCGGUUACCAUCAUCACCACCAACGCUACUCCUUUGGCCACUCGGUGCAGCAACCCUUUGGAGAGUUCUACGCACCGGCCACGAGUCAUGGCUCCUAUAGCUACAGCAUUCCUCAGCAUCACGCGCCAUCACCGUUGUACGGCUCGUUUAGCUCGCCUAAGCUGUACUUAGGCUCACCUUCUCUGAAGUACUCGUCAGCACCUUCAUUGGGCGCCUCAUCACACGCGUUCUACUCACCUUUGGGUCACCAACAUACGGCACCUUUCGGUGGAUUUGCCGACGUCGGUCCUGCUAAGUAUGCUGGAGGUUUUGGCUCGAAGGAUAUCAGCGAGCUGCUGAAGCAGUUGCAUGCCGUUGGUCCGCUCACGAUCAAAGCCGUCCCGAGUAGUUACGCUUACGGAUCGUUCGGUGAUCAUGGUGAUUCCGCUGGAAAUCCGCUUCUGUUCGAUACCAGCCCGUUCCAGCUGAAGCCUGUCACGUUGAAACUGCACGAUUUCUCGAACCUACCGCAUGCUGCCGCUCUCACAGCACCCGCUCCCUUUGAGCCCUCGUACGCCAGUGGUGUUAAAGGACUGCGCCAUUACGCGGGACCAUCUCACAGCUCUGCAUCAGAGCUGUACACGCCCGGAAAGUACGCUUCGGUAGUGAGCCAUCAGCAACCAACGACGGCCACGAUGGUAUCACCGUUGCACACAUCCGUCCACUCGACGUUGGGCCAUCCGAAGCCCUUCAAACCGUCCACUUACCUUGGUUCCACGCACGAAACCAUCUCAUCACCGUCUACGUCUCACGUGCAGACGUACCUAGCGCCAUCCCUGCAAUAUCUGCCACCCGUUGGUAAAGGCUCACAUGUCCACAAACUUAGCUACGAUUCGCCAGCCAAGCACGGUUACUUGCCACCCCCGCCACCACCACCAGCGCCCUCCACUAAUGCGUACCUUCCACCGAAACCGGCCCACGGAUAUCUGCCACCGGUGUCGAGCAGCGGCACGGGUUCCAACUACAUCCCACUGUCCACGGGUUCGUCAUCGGCGCCAUCUUCCCUUGGUUCGCACGAGGACACCCUACGGAAGGGACAUCCACACCAUGGGGGGGAACAUUCGAGCGAGAGUCUAGAGUAUAGCGGGGCGACGGGAGCGUCCCCAACGCCAACAUCCGUCACGCCACACUACUGGAAGCACUAA